Tarenaya hassleriana is the source of this 1480-nucleotide messenger RNA. Its product is annotated as arp2/3 complex-activating protein rickA-like. Lineage: Eukaryota; Viridiplantae; Streptophyta; Magnoliopsida; Brassicales; Cleomaceae. The transcript has 2 exons. The record is from RefSeq and is a predicted model, not a curated record. The coding region runs from base 92 to 1222 and encodes 376 amino acids.
UUUAUCCAACACCCACCAAAACCCUUCUCUCUCUCUCUCUGGAAAAGCUGUGCCCUUUCUCUCUCUAGUUCUUGAAAUCUCCUUCAAGGACAUGACUGAUCCAUCAGGAGGAAACCACGGCGGCGGCGUGGCGAUGAGAGAGUACAGGAAAGGGAACUGGACGGUGAGCGAGACGAUGGUGCUGAUAGAGGCCAAGAAGAUGGACGACGAGCGGCGGCUCCGGCGAUCCAUCGGCCUCUCCACGGCGGAGCAACACGACGGAGGACGAGGAAAACCGGCCGAGCUCCGGUGGAAAUGGAUCGAGGAUUACUGCUGGAGAAAAGGGUGUUUGAGGAGUCAGAAUCAGUGCAACGACAAGUGGGACAAUCUGAUGAGAGAUUACAAGAAGGUCAGAGAGUACGAGCGGCGAAGUGUAGAAUCGUCUUUACACGUACCCGAAGACUCGGCCUCGGCCUCCGCCUCAGGCUCUGCCUCUGCCUCGUCGUCGUCGUAUUGGAAGAUGGAGAAGAGCGAGAGGAAAGAGAGGAACUUGCCGAGUAAGAUGUUGUCUCAGAUAUACGACGCGUUAGUUGAGGUUGUGGAGAAAAAGGGUUUGUCUUCCACCGUCGCCGGAGGCGGCGGCGGCGGCGGACAACUUCCCAGGCUUCUUCAUCAGUCUCUAUCAGGUCCAAUGAUUGGUCAGCUGAAGCAUCAGAUUCCGGCUCCUGUUGUAUUACCACUUCCGCCGCCGCCACCACCGCCUCCGGCGCCGCAAUUUACCGCCGUGUCACUUCCUCAGCCGCCACCGCCUUCUUUUCAUGCUCAGACAGUAUUGCCCACAGUGGGUCGUAGUAGCUCAGAUUCUGAUACGGGUGAGUCUCUAGACACGUCAUCGCCGGCGAAGCGGAGGAGGAUAUCGGAGGCGGAAGCUGGUCCGAGCGGCGGCGGCGGGGGGAGCGACGCGGUCGGGGAGGCGAUAUCGAGAAGCGCGUUUGUGAUCGCAGACGCGAUUAGGGCAAGCGAGGAGAGACAAGACAAGAGGCACAAAGAGCUCGUGAGUUUGCAAGAGAGGAGGCUGAAGAUCGAAGAAUCAAAGGCUGAGAUGAACAGACAAAGCUUGAAUGGAUUGAUGGACGCCAUUAAUAAGCUUGCUAAUUCAAUUCUUGCUUUGGCUUCUUCUCAUGAUCAUGAUCAUCAUCAUCAUCAUCAACACAAUAAUCAGCAACAAGAAGGUCCACCAUAAUCAUAUAUAUACAUAUAUAUAUAUUGCUUAUGGCUAUAUAUAAUCACUGAUUAUCAUAUUAUUAUUUAGUUAAUGAUUUAUGAAGAAUUUGUAUUGAUUUUUUUUUAUGUUCUAUAUAUAUAUAUGUUGAUUCCAUGCUAAUGAAGCCUCUGAUUAAGUGUAAUCUAUCACAUUUUUUUUGUUCAUACAUUGGGUUUGAAAUGCUCCAACUGUCUGCUGUUCUGUUUUUUUUUUUAAUUUAUAAAAUUUUCUUUUAUU